This is a messenger RNA of Tauraco erythrolophus (red-crested turaco), 5306 nucleotides long. NCBI's taxonomy places the organism in Eukaryota, Metazoa, Chordata, Aves, Musophagiformes, Musophagidae. The record is from RefSeq and is a predicted model, not a curated record.
AUGCUGAUUAUUUUGUGGUUUCAGGAGGACAAAAAAUGUUUCAUAUGUGACUCCGAGGAUCCCUUCCAUGAUACUCUCAAUCCUGACAGUCAUCGCAUUGAAAACGUUGUCACCACAUUCGCUCCAAAUCGCCUGAAGCUCUGGUGGCAGUCGGAAAAUGGUUUGGAAAAUGUGACUAUCCAGCUGAACCUGGAGGCUGAGUUUCAUUUCACUCAUCUCAUUAUGACCUUCAAGACAUUUCGUCCUGCUGCAAUGUUGAUAGAAAGAUCAUCCGAUUUUGGAAAAACGUGGCAAGUAUAUAGGUAUUUUGCAUAUGACUGUGAGAGUUCAUUUCCUGGGAUUUCAACUGGACCCAUGAAGAAAGUGGAUGAUAUAAUUUGUGAUUCCCGAUACUCCGACAUUGAACCUUCAACGGAGGGAGAGGUAAUAUAUCGUGUUUUAGAUCCUGCUUUUCGAAUCGAAGAUCCAUACAGUCCAAGGAUUCAAAACCUGUUGAAGAUCACAAAUCUGAGAGUCAAAUUCGUCAAGCUGCACACGCUGGGUGAUAACCUCUUGGACUCGAGGAUGGAGAUCAGAGAGAAGUACUACUAUGCCAUCUACGACAUGGUGGUUCGCGGGAAUUGUUUCUGCUACGGACACGCCAGCGAGUGUGCGCCAGUGGAUGGCUUUAAUGAAGAAGUGGAAGGAAUGGUCCACGGACACUGCAUGUGCAGACAUAAUACCAAAGGGUUAAACUGUGAGCAGUGUUUGGAUUUCUACCAUGACUUACCCUGGCGACCCGCUGAAGGCCGUAAUAGUAAUGCCUGCAAAAAGUGCAAUUGCAACGGCCACUCCAGCCAGUGCCACUUUGACAUGGCUGUGUACAUGACGACGGGGAACACCAGCGGGGGAGUGUGUGACGACUGCCAGCACAACACCGUAGGACGCAACUGCGAGCAGUGCAAGCCCUUCUACUUCCAGCACCCGGAGAGAGAUCUGCGGGACCCUGACGUCUGUGAGCCUUGCAACUGUGACCCAGCUGGCUCCCAAAAUGGUGGCAUCUGCGAUCGCUACACUGAUUUCUCCACUGGCCUCAUUGCCGGACAAUGCCGGUGUAAAUUAUUUGUGGAAGGGGAGCGUUGUGACCUCUGCAAAGAAGGUUUCUAUGGCCUGAGUGCUGAUGACCCAGCGGGUUGUCAGUCUUGUGCGUGUAAUCCUCUGGGUACCCAUCCCGGGGGGAAUCCUUGUGAUUCGGAGACAGGAAACUGCUAUUGUAAGCGCCUGGUGACAGGAAAGCAGUGCGAUCGCUGCCUGCCUGAGCACUGGGGCCUGAGCAACGACAUGGAUGGAUGUCGGCCGUGCGACUGCGACCAGGGAGGAGCACUGAACAACAACUGCUCGAGUGAAUCCGGCCAAUGUGAAUGCCGGCCCCACAUGUUUGGACGUCAGUGCAACCAGGUGGAGCCUGGCUAUUACUUCAUUUCGCUCGAUCAUUACAUCUACGAGGCGGAGGAGGCCAGCUUGGGUCCCGGAGUAAACAUAAUAGAGCGCCAGUACAUGCCAGACCGCACACCAUCGUGGACAGGCAUAGGAUUUGUAAGGGUCCCUGAGGGCGCAUACUUGGAAUUCUACAUUGACAACAUCCCCUACUCCAUGGAGUAUGACAUUCUGGUCCGCUAUGAGCCGCAGUUGCCGGAUCAGUGGGAAAAAGCUGUGAUCAGCGUCUCGCGCCCAGGCAAGAUUCCCACGGGUAGCCGCUGUGGCAAUACAGUUCCUGAUGAUGAUAAUCAGGUCGUCUCGCUGUCGCCCGGCUCCAGGUAUGUUGUUCUCCCACGACCUGUCUGCUUUGAGAAGGGGCUGAAUUACACCAUCCGCCUGGAACUAACCCAGUACUCCUCGGUCGACACAGAGACGGAAAGCCCAUACACGCUUAUUGACUCCCUUGUUCUCAUGCCACACUGCAAAUCGCUGGACAUAUUCACAGUGGGAGGCUCAGGCGAGGACGUGGUCACGAACAGUGCUUGGGAAACUUUCCAAAGAUACCGGUGUCUGGAAAACAGCAGGAGUGUUGUGAAAACCCCCAUGACGGACGUCUGCAAGAACAUCAUAUUCAGCAUUUCUGCUCUAUUACACGAGACUGCGUUAUCGUGCCAGUGUGACCCCCAGGGCUCCCUCAGUUCAGUGUGUGACCCCAGCGGAGGACAGUGCCAGUGUCGUCCCAACGUUGUUGGAAGACAGUGCGACAGAUGUGCCCCUGGCACCUUUGGGUUUGGGCCGAGCGGAUGCCGACCAUGCGAGUGCCACGUCCGAGGCUCUUACAACACCUUCUGCGACGCGGAGACAGGCCAGUGCCACUGCUUCCCCGGGGUGUACGGGCGGCAGUGCGACCGUUUUUGGGGCUUCCCCAACUGCCAGCCCUGCCACUGCAACGGCCACGCCGACGACUGCAGCCCCUACACCGGGGAGUGCCUGAGCUGCCGGGACCACACGGCGGGGCACAACUGCGAGAGGUGCCAGGCUGGCUACUACGGAGACCCUGUCCUGGGAUCAGGCGACCACUGCCGCCCCUGCCCUUGCCCUGAUGGUCCUGAGAGCGGACGCCAGUUUUCCAGCGGCUGUUACCAGGAUCCAGUCACACUGCAAGUUGUGUGUGUCUGUAGCGUGGGAUACAUAGGCAGCCGAUGUGAUGAAUGUGCGUCUGGCUUCUUCGGAAGCCCCGACGAGGUUGGUGGCGCCUGCCAGCCCUGCCAGUGCAACAACAACAUCGACACCACCGACCCGGAGGCCUGCGACAAGAAGACGGGAACGUGUGUGAAGUGCCUGUAUCACACGGAGGGGGAAAACUGCCACCUCUGCAAACAGGGCUACUACGGCAGCGCCCUGCAGCAGGACUGCAGAAGUGAGUGUCCCCUCUGCCGGCCACGUCACGGGUGGCAGCGGCCGCCUGAGCUCUUUUUAGUUUACCCGAGAUUCACAGGGCAGUGCCAGUGCAUGCCGGGCUUCGGAGGCCGGACCUGCCGGGAGUGCCAGGAGCUCUUCUGGGGUGACCCAAACGUGGAGUGCCAAGCUUGUGAUUGCAACCCUCGUGGCAUCCAGACCCCACAAUGUGACCGCGCCACUGGGCAGUGCAUCUGCAACGAAGGGGUGGAAGGGCCGCGCUGCGACAAGUGCUCCCGGGGCUACUCGGGCUUCUUCCCCGACUGCGUGCCGUGCCACCAGUGCUUCGCCCUCUGGGACGUCAUCAUCAGCGAGCUGGCUAAUAGAACCCAGCAGUUCCUGGAUAGGGCUAAUGCCCUCAAAAUCACUGGAGUCACUGGCCCAUACCAACAGACGCUCAACACUCUGGAGGAGAAGCUCAGUGAAAUUAAAACGAUCAUUGCUCAAAAUCCAGCUGCUGAGCCCCUGAAGAACAUUGGGAAUCUCUUUGAGGAAGCAGAAAAGCUGACAGCAGACGUGACAGUUAAGAUAGCUGAUGUAGAAGAAAACCUGUCGGCCUUAGCAGUGAAGAGCAAUAGCACAGACACCGACCUGAGCGCGCUGGAGACAGACGCCAAAAGCUUAGAUCGUGUCGUGAAAGAACUUGCAGAACAGCUAGAGUUCAUCAAGAUCUCUGAUGUUCGGGGGGCCUUGGAUAGCAUCACCAAGUAUUUCCAGAUGUCCCUGGAGGCAGAGGAGAGGGUCAAUGCCUCCACUGUUCACCCCGAUAGCACCGUGGAGCUGUCAGCACAAACGCGGCAGGAAGUGGAAGACUUAAUCAAGGAGAAGGAGGCCCAGUUCAAGGCGAAACAGGAGGAGCAGUCGCGCCUGCUGGAUGAACUCGCAGGCAAGCUGCAGAGCCUGGAUCUCUCCGAAGUGGCAGAGAAGACGUGUGGCACUCCCGUGGGAGCCUCUUGUGCCGAGUCCGAGUGUGGCGGUUUAAACUGUCGAACAGAUGACGGAAAAAAGAAGUGUGGAGGACCUGGCUGCGACGGACUGGUGACUGUAGCUCACAACGCCUGGCAGAAAGCCAUGGAUUUUGACAGAGACAUCCUCAGUGCAUUAGCAGAAGUUGAGCAACUCUCCAGAAUGGUUUCUGAGGCGAAACAGAGAGCUGAUGAAGCAAAACAAAAUGCGCAAGCAGUUUUGCUCAAAACCAAUGCUACGAAAGAACAAGUGGAUAGAAGCAACGAAGAUCUGAGAAAUCUUAUUAAACAGAUUAGAGACUUCCUAAUGCAAGACAGUGCUGACCUGGACAGCAUCGAGGCAGUGGCUAAUGAAGUGCUGAACAUGGAGAUGCCAAGCACUCCCCAGCAGCUGCAAGCCCUGACAGAAGAUAUCCGUGAGCGUGUAGAAAGCCUUUCUGAUGUUGAGGUCAUUCUGCAGCAGAGUGCUGGAGACAUUGCCAGAGCAGAAAUGCUGCUGGAGGAAGCUAAAAAAGCAAGCAAAGGUGCAACAGAUGUUAAAGUCACUGCAGACAUGGUGAAAGCAGCACUGGAAGAAGCUGAAAAAGCUCAAAAUGCAGCUGAAAAAGCCAUCAAACAAGCUGACGAAGAUAUUAAAGGAACUCAAGACCUGCUGACCUCAAUCGAAUCUGAAAAUGCAGCAUCUGAAGAAACAUUGAACAAUGCUACCUUACGCCUGUUUGAGCUAGAGAAGAGUGUUGAAGACCUUAAGCAAAAGGCUGCUACAAAUGCAGAGAAUGUAGACAAUAUAGAAGAAAAAAUUACUACUGCAAAACAAAAUGCUGAAGAAGUUAAAAAGGUCCUCAAUACCGAGCUGAACGACAAGUACAGGACGGUGGAAGAUCUCAUUGCCAAGAAGACAGAAGAGUCGGCUGAUGCUAGGAGGAAAGCCAGCAUGUUGCAAGAUGAAGCUAAAGCCUUAUUGGCUCAAGCAAACAGCAAACUCCAGCUGCUCAAAGACUUGGAAAAUACAUAUGAAAACAAUCAAAAAGUUCUGGAAGAUAAAGCCAAGCAGUUGGUGGAGCUGGAAGAGACAGUUCGCUCCCUCUUACAGACAAUCAGCCAGAAGGUUGCUGUUUACAGCACAUGCUUAUAAAUGGGAGCAGGAAAUGCUUGUGUUCAGGGUGGAUUUUACGAGUAUUACACUAGUUCUUUUUGACAUCACACUGAGAUGUGACCAGGUUUUAUAUUGACUUUCAAGUCACAGACCAAAGACAAGUUACUUUUUGAUGUUGAAAAUAAACAGUACUUUUGUAUCACUGUAUGUACCCAGUAUGACUCAUUAAGUUCCUUCCUAUUUUCAGUAGCUGAAAUAGUAAAUCAAUUAAUCCUUUAGCAAGUCUCGUUUUUAAACUGGUUAAGAGACCUAAUAAUAAAAUCUUGGCU